Molecule: messenger RNA, 5625 nt
Organism: Amoebophrya sp. A25
Lineage: Eukaryota; Dinophyceae; Syndiniales; Amoebophryaceae
Source: the annotation of a GenBank genome assembly
AUGAACACCUCUACCAUGAGCAUAGGGACAUCAACGGGCCUUGGAGGAACGACUGGAGCACUCAGCACUGGCCCUCUGAUGGCGUCGACGUCUUCGACAGUCGUCCCGAUUGAUGGAGGGUAUGAAAACGCUCCCGGCGUGGUGUUUAGUGGCAGCUUGUUAUGGCUCGUCUACUCGACUACUUAGUACGCGGUUUUUGUGUGGUGCUUGUAUCAUAGUGUCAAGGCUUAAUAUCUUUCUGGUAUUGGCACCAUUCCUCAAAAUCUUCCUCUUCACAGAUGAAGAGAGGACCUCCAUCUCCACGCACCUCUAAUGUCCCGCAAUAAGGCUGAGCCGGGAGCAACAAAAGCGAGGAGCAGAGUGGCGCCGACAUUAGCAGCGUUUAGGAAUAGCGAGAAGCCGAGAUUUGAUACAUCAGCAGUUUGGAAACCCAAGCAGCUGUUUGAUAAAGACAUGAAACCUUUGAGCAGCUACACGGCAAAUGAAGAGUUAAGGGUGAAAAGUGUUGAUAUGAUUACUUGAUAUGAUUACUUGAUAUGAUUACUUGAUAUCAUUAGUUCAGAACUAGCGCUAGUACGUACAGCAUCAGGUUUCUCCACACAUAAAUUAGAGCAUUUUUGGUACUAGAUAUAGUAGACUCUCUGCGACUACAACUGAAACUCUUCUAAAUGCUUCUCGUGGAGCGUCUUCUCCUGAAUCGUCCUCUGUCCAUACGUCGCCUAGGAAGUCACUAGGCGGGCGCGGAAGCGGGAAUCACCUGACAGCACGAAGUCGAAACUCUGGGAGAGGGAGCGAGCUGGUAAGCAUUUUUAUCUUUAUUUUUUCGAAGUUUUUUUCUGGAGGAACAAUGGUUAAUAUGGUCAUAAUAUGAGUAAUCAGGAGUAGUAGUUCGUCCUGCAUUCUAGUGGGGGAGACACCAUUUCAAUCACAAUGAUAGUGGUGAACAAUAUGUAUGACCACUCGUAAGUUGUACACUUCUACAACGCACUACCACCUCCUUGUGGUAAGAAUAAUUCAUUCCUAGUACAACACCACCAACCACGCUCAGCUUCUCCACCAAGACCAGAACUUCCAGGCCGCUUCUUCGGUAAUGAAGGGUAUGACUGUAGGUGAAGUCGCAGCUGAGAUUCAGAGCAGAUUGCGAGCUGAGUUCGGCACUCUCGAGAUCGCGGCUGUGCAUGCAGCCAUGGAACUGCACCUGAUAGAUUCGGAAGCCCUGGAGAACUUCAUCAGCGUCAAGAAAUCUGAAAUCGACAACUAUGGAGGUGGGGACUUCAUCAGCGUCAAAAAAGCGGAGUUGGACAGCUGUGGAGGUAAGCUCGUUCAAUUACAACAACAGUUUCCGAUGGGUUUUCCUUUAAGCGGAGGAACAAGGCGUGGUUUGAGACCUUGUUUUCAAGCUCAGCAGGAAGAAGAGAUCGUAACGCCCCGUUGGCUGCAAAAGCAGCUAGAUUUUGGACAUAAUGACUCAUCCAGUUCAACACCCUCGAGCAAGGGUAGUGUGGAAAGAGGUGAAGCGAGGGCAGGGGGUACUUGUAGUUGAUCUUGAUGAAUUUAGACAAAAUUAAAAUGAAUUUUCACUCCGACUCGUCGCUACAAGUUGUAGACAACUCCUUCCAGUCAAUAUCCUUUUCAAAUUUCACUAAACAAAAAUGUUGAAACUCCGAUAAUUUGAAUGCUACUCGAGACUGUCCUAAAAAUGCAGUAGCAGGUUUUUGCAGCAAUACGUGGACUUUAAGAUUGCCUUUCAUCGAAACGGCAGGUUCCUCCGGCAAUACGACCUCAAGACUAGAGUUUGGUCCUGCCUUGACAGAACAAGAGGAGGAAGCUUUAGCACAAGAAAGGUUGUCUCGGUGUCUACCGCCCAUCCGGUUUUCAACGCAGCUGUUUGAACAAGCAAUCCUAGAGAUAUUCGGAUUCGAUUUGACCGCAAAAAAUUGCAGGAGAUUAUUCAACUUGGUAUUUUUAGUUCUUUUAAAUUUAAAGUCCAAAUCUUUCUCCUUUGUGUGCAUUUAAUGAUUAGGACUGACACUGACAGUAGCAGGAGGGAUUCUUUCAUUAGCUUUGCUUCGAUCUAGAAUCCCAAGAACAUGAUUUAAACGUAGUUUCGUAUUUGACUGCGAAAAAUUGCAGGAGAUUAUGAUUAUUCAACUUGGUAUUCUGAGAACUUUAGGUUAUUUAUACAUAGUUAGUUUCGUACUAUGACGAAGGCGAUGUUGUAAUCUCGUGCUUAAAUACAUCAAGCACUUCUUUUACAUGGAGAUUUUGCACCUGGUGAAGCUUAUGUCUCCUUCUUUCCCAACCACCAGCUCGACCGCGAGCAGAGUGAGCGAAAAGGGUAUGUCUGCUUACCAAUGCUUGCUGAAUACACUCCUGAGCGACUUGCGGCCCAACGUCGUGGAAAGAAGCUCUCCUCUAGUAGUACUUCUGCAAAUACUAGAGGAGCUUCUUCUCGAACAAGCGGAUCAACAAGAGCCUCUUCUUCAACAUUCACCUUAGAAGCGGGUAGGAGUGGAAGAACAGGGGCAUCUUCAACUGGAGAUGGAGGUUUUGGAAGUGCGAAUUUCACAGAUAUGUGUCCACAAGAUUACGAGGAAGAUGCUGAAAUCGAGCCAACACAUGGUGAGGGCGCGCAGAGACAUUCGCAUGACAUAUUCAGCAACUCGCUGCGGAAAGCAGAUAAUCCACGGAGUAGAGUUGUGCAGAGUGGAGGACGGAGGUAUAAGUACUUGAAUUUGAUAUUUGGAACUUAUUCUUUGACUGUCGCUGUCCUAGUCCCAGUUACUAGUUGUAAGUUGUAGUUGUUUUAUAGUCGUGCAGUCGAUGAAAAACUUGGUUCAUUUCUUGGUUGUUCCUCUUCUCCUACAAAGGUAUAUUACCAUAGAUACCCUCAACUACACCGAUAAUUCUCAACAACUCUGAGCAGCCGGCGAAGCGGUCAACCAAAGGGAAGCAAAGACCACUGCGCUGGAUCGUCUAGCUCGUCUGGAAAGAAUAUGAAGAAGAAACAGGGUGAACACGAGGAAAUAGAAGGAGAUUAUAGUGCGCAGAACAUCAAUCUGAAUCUCCUGGAUCCACAUUACGAACCACCAAUCGGCACUCAUCAGUUGAGUGUCAUCGAUGAAAUGGAGGAAAAUAUUUGCUCGCCCAUUGCCCUGCCUAAAGCGCUGCGAUCGAACAGCUCAUCGAUUAGAGGGAGUGCGCCGCCUAGUCAUUCAGAUAGUAUUACAGGAGGAGUAGAACAUGAACAAGGAGGACAGAACAAGCAGCUAAUCGGAUUGAACAACGCUUCUCAGGUGGUUGUAAGAACUACCACCUCUUCAUCUUCAGAUUAAGGCUCAACUUUCAAUGGUCAUUGGGGUUGGUCACUGAGAUCGAAGAGGCGACCUUCCCUUGAGAGUAGAACAGGGGAAAACGAAGGGAAAGAAGGGGGUCUCUUCCGUUCAGCAUCAGUGACCAUUGAAUGCUGAGCUUUAAUCAGAGGAAUCUACUUCGUCAACAUCUCAAGGACCACGUGUUAUUGGCCCUGCUGCUAUCUCCUCGACCUCUUCUUCAGGACCUACAACUACAGGAACUUCAGGAAGUUCUAAUAAAUUCAACCUGAAACUCGCACCUGCACCGACGUUUCGAUGGGCUGUUCCACGUACUGUUGAGGCCUCGUCCAGCACUGGCGUGGUUACACGGAGCAAUGCUGCAGCUGGUGUUGAACAGCAUCCACAAUAUGUGCGAGCAGAUCAGCACCAAGUGAUCCAAAAUUAAGGCGACCGCUGAAGCAUCCUCAGCGCCAUCCCUGGCUCUUUUUUCAAGGGGAAAAAGGGCUCAGGGAUGGACUCAAGGAUGCGACGCGGUAGCUCUAACAAAAGCCCCAAGGAGCAGGUCAAGAACAUCAACAAGAUAUGAGAAACUCAGAUAGAGAUUCUGGUGUUGUGAAUUUCAGAAAACAAGCUGCGGGAGGUGGCUCAUGGUGGGCAGCAUCUUCUUCACAAUCACAUCCUAAUCAGCAACAUCAUAAUCUGGGGAGAGGAGCAACGCCUGGAGGAGGACAACAUCAGCAGCUGCAGCAACAUGGUACAAUUAAGGCUCAGCUUUCAAUGGUCAUUGGGGUUGGUCACUGAGAUCGAAGAAGCGACCGCUUUAGGAAAGAUGGGGGGAAAACGAAGGGAAAGGGGAGAGCUUUGAAGGGGGUCGCCUCCGUUCAGCAUCAGUGACCAUUGAAGGCUGAGCUUUAAUACAAUGUCAAGAACAUACCAACACCAUCACCAGCAGCCGGCACCUACUAUAUUGCCAGCACAACAGCAGCACGAAAAUCAUAUGCUAGCCGCACAGCAUCAUCAACAACAGCAGAGCGCAGUUAUGAGACAAACGUCUUCGAUACUGCAACAAGUUCCUAGUUUCAGCAUGGGUGGUCCACCUGUGUUUAGGACUGCAUCGGCGUCCUUUCCGUUAGGCACAGUACCACAAAUGAAUAUGGUGCAAGCUGGAGGUCAACCUGCUCUGGUGCGGACGCAUCAGCAUGUAGUGUCGCAGCCUCCACCAUCGCAGCCUGUUGCAGCAUCUUCAACACGACAGCAGCAAUCGAAACUCCUAGCACCAGGUGGGCAGAAGGCACAGCCACUCGCUGGAGGAGCAUUUCAGCCGCCAGGCCGAUCUGCCUACCGUGCCUGAGAAUGCGAGCGUCGAAUUCGGGUAUUUGAUAGGCUGCUAUCUCUUGGGGUCGAGGAGCAGGAAAAGCACGUUUAUCAUGUUUAAUCGCCACUUUGAUGUUAGUUCUCUUGAAGAUAUCAAGUAGUUAUAGAGAGAGAAAGUAGUAGAUAGAAACUAGAGUAUGAUAUUAGACGAGAGAGGUCCGAAAUAAAAUACGGAUGUUGCUAUGUACUAGUUUUGUAUUUCAAUGACUUGUAAAGGGGGAAUCAUAUCAAAAACCAUAUUUUCUCGUUCUUUGUGAUGAUUCAAGUUGAACACAAGAAAGACUAACUAGACUUCACAAAGAAAGACUAGAAAAACUAAGACUUUUUGCACAGUGAAACUGCACAGAAUCUGCACAGAAACAUUCGCUAUCGAUACAAGAAACUUCAAAAACCAAUAAAUCAAGGGAUCAUGACAAUAUCAAAAACCAAAACCAACUCAUAACGCCGGGGAAUCAAUCUAAAAAAAACAGCACCAGCAGCUAGUAUUUAUCAAACCGUAACAACUCCUGAAUUAGCAGAAGACUUCUGUUAAAGGACACAGCACGAUAGAUAUGAUCAUGCGAAUUGUCGUCAUUCUCCUGUAUGCUGUAAGAAAAGUUAGAUGAACAUCAAGGCAAUCAUGGUAGGAUACCAUACCAAGGAGAAAUCAAGUUUUUUAUUCUUUUGGUAUAAACUUCACUUCCAAAAAUAGUUUUGAUUCAACACUUUUACUUAGUAAAGAACCAUGACAAAAGAUAAGGCUGGGCAGUAAGCAUUUGGGACGUCGUAUUUGCUUUCUUUUUUUCACGCAUGACAGGGACGGACGACGCCGGCUGGUCAUUUUUCUUCGUUUGUUGAUGUGCAUGUUGUAUACCCAAGGACAUGACUCAUAGAUAACAUCCGAAACCUCAAAGAGAUUAACAUGUUGUCAAGGCUUCUAAUGAAAAAGGUUUCAAGC